Odontomachus brunneus is the source of this 2943-nucleotide messenger RNA. RefSeq lists its product as uncharacterized. The transcript has 7 exons. Bases 428 to 2434 code for a protein of 668 amino acids. The record is from RefSeq and is a predicted model, not a curated record. Lineage: Eukaryota; Metazoa; Arthropoda; Insecta; Hymenoptera; Formicidae.
CCAUAAGUGUGCUUGCGAACGACCAUCUACUUCAGUAGAAUCUCUUUAUAGAAGUUUGUCUGUGUUAUAUGUCUGUAAAGAGAAAAAGGGUAACUUCACGUGAGAGUCAAGUGUGAAGAAGGCGCAAUUAAGCGUUAAUCGAGAGAUAUGACAAGUGAUUUGUGUUGACGAGCAAUGAACGACGGCAGGUGGGUUUAUCUUUAUCUGGUCGUUUGUCGAGCUACAAUCUGGAGAGUUGAUCUAACGAUCGAAAGCACACACACGCGUCCAAUGUGACAAUGAAAAAGAGGGUUGGCCACAACAAUCAGUAACGAUAAGGCUGGCAGGCGAGUUUACUCUCGUAGCAUUGUUGUUCCUGAGCGCAGCAUCAAUCGAUGGCUGCCAAUGGCGCGAGGCAGUCGAAUUUUGGAGCAACGUCGUUUGCUCGAUGGAAAACUGCAAGACCGUGAAUUUUCACCGAGUGCUCGACAGUGAUCGGCGUUCCGCUUCGGCGUCGCAAUGCUUCGAUGAGCUGGUGCACACUGUCGCGCAGAAGUGCGAGAUGACAAUCGUGCUGAAGACUUAUGUGUCUCGAGACUCGACGGACGCGGAGCUUAUCGCCGAUGAUGACGACACGGUGCGUGGGAGCGUGAAAUGGUCGUCGAUUUGGAGGAUUACCUCUGGCGACGCGGAUAUUUUCGCAACACGGCCGGCAGUUAAAAGAAUUCCGGCACAGAAAGAUCGAGUUUCCCCGCACGAGCAAAACACAUGGAACGUACACGUGGUUUUCGCGAGAGACCUUCCAUCUUUCGAUCGGGUCCUGCGGGACGAGAUGUUUGAGUGGAAUCCACGGGAUCGAUUUAUCGUGUUGAUCGUUUAUCGAAGGAAACAUCAAGGAGGAAGCGAAUCAAGUGUAAACAUCGAGGAUAUCUUGAGAACGCUGUGGUACGAACAUAAGAUGUACAACGUCUUUAUCUCGGACGGGCUUCUCGUAAAUGACACGACCCGAAUCAACCGACUCGUGAACACUUACAAUCCGUUUGCCAAAAUCAACGAAUCUGCAUGGGGUGGAAUCAAUAUUGUGAACGUAAAUACAACGACACGCUCGUCGAAUUUGACAACAUACCGUUGCACUCGAAAUCUCAAUGGAUAUGAAUUAAAAGUGGGCAUAUUUGAGGGGAGCGAAUCAACCGUCGCGAGCACGUUGAACAAUUCGAUUACAUCGACCAGCAUGCGAUACAAUUUUUCCAAUAUUUUCAAAGGCUUUGACGAGACAAUACUGGAUAUAAUUGCUAGACAGAUGAAUUUCACGGUGAAACGGAUACCUCCGACGGAUAAUAAAUCAUUUGGUUAUCAGUUACCCAAUGGAACGUACGUCGGUGCUAUAGGUGACAUAGUGUACGGCAGAACGGACAUCUGUUUCGAGUCUUUCUUCGUGAAGAAAUACAACCCUGGUGUGAACAAUAUGCUGAUGGAAUUUACGACGCAAAUCGAGUUCGACAGAUUAUGCGUGAUCGUGCCCAAGGCGUCCAAGAUACCCAAGUGGCUUCGAAUAUAUUACUUUUUCCCGCUCACGAUUUGGAUCUGCUCAAUGCUGUCUCACGUCUUCACAUAUAUCACGUGGUAUUUGUUGCAAACCUUCAAUCCACAAAGAGUGGGAAGGGUCAAUUUCUUCACGACGGUCUAUCGAUCGUUUUUAUUCACCUGCGGUUGUCCUCAGAAGCUACCAUGCACGAAUGCCGAAAGGAUAUUAUUGUCGGGUAUUUUCCUCGGCAACAUCACCAUAGUAGGAUACUUCAAUAGUAUGCUGUACAAAAGUUUUGCGCACGACAUGUAUUACAACGAUAUUGACAGUCUGGAAGACCUGGACGCCUCUAGAUUGCCGAUACUGUUCACUUCUUACAGCACGAGCGAUAUUUUCGGUCCCAAAAAUGACAUGGAUGCGACGCCGCUCAUACAAAGCCUAAAGGGGAAGCUGCAACACGGUUAUGACGCCUUGAAAAACGCGGCCUAUUAUCGCAAUGUCACAGGAUUAAUCAGGAAACAUCAUUUCGCUAUCAUAGGCGCGGAGUUGGUCGACAUGGACGGCGUGCCGCUGCUUCAUCUCAUUAAGGAAUGUCCAGGUACGUACUAUCUGUCGUAUCUGCUGCCAAGGAAUUCAAUUCUACGCGACAGAGUGAAUGCGCUAAUUGGUCAAUUGAAUCAAGCCGGUUUGCCGACGCUUUGGACCAGCCGCACCAUUCAACGCACCGUCAUGAAAAAGAAGUUGCUGGCCAAGCGAAGCGAGAACGAAGCGGAUCGUUUCGUGGCGUUCAGCUUGUCCGACCUGCAGACGUCAUUUUAUACGCUGCUGGUCGGACUGUCGCUCUCUGCGAUAGUAUUUUUUCACGAAAAAGGCUGGCUGAAGGCACCAUCGUUGCGUAGUGAAAAAUUAAAUUCCAAGUCUAAGCAUUAAUCGUCACUCCGUUUCUUGUUUUUCUUUCCACUUUUCAUGCCCUCCGUUGGAUUUCUUCUUCGGUGUACCGAGCCAUUCGUGCGCAUAAAUUUAGGCGACGCGCUGAUCCGUGGUAGGUCCGGAAUACAAAGGGUUGUAUAUGAAGGUGAAAAAUAUUCCUUUCUAUUUCUCCUACGCUUCCACAUUUUACCGACGCGUUAAACGUUCCAUUUCCCUCCGUUACGGUCAAUACAGUUGAACGAGAUAUAAUGGUAAAUAAACAAUGGCGAGCGAACGAGAGGAAGUGGAGAGAAGGAAAGAGAAAGAAAAUAUUUCGCGCGUGGCGAUCUAAUUUAAAUUAGACAAUAAUUUCACCUGCGGUCACUACACGAGCGAGAGGGACACGCGAUUGCCGACAUUUUUAUACCAAUAAUUAUUGGACGUUUGUGUGCAACAUAAAAAACCUCUUUGCAGAUUGAAUAUAAUCGAUAUGAGCGACAACGAUCGCAAAGGAAGCCCCGCUGAAGGGA